Molecule: messenger RNA, 1374 nt
Organism: Leptopilina heterotoma
Lineage: Eukaryota; Metazoa; Arthropoda; Insecta; Hymenoptera; Figitidae
Product: protein phosphatase 1 regulatory subunit 7-like
Exons: 6
Coding region: 164-1126 (320 amino acids)
Molecular function (GO): protein binding
Source: RefSeq, a predicted model, not a curated record
AGUAAACUACGGAAAAGUAGUAAUUUACCAUACCAUUCACAGUUGCAAAUUUUCUUUACAACAAAAGUAUUUGUUUUAUAUUUGUGUAACAAAGGCAAACAGUGAAUAAUUCCAAAAAUUGUGCAAAACACUUUUCGUACAGUUUGGAAUUUUAAAGGGCAAAAUGGCGAGCGUUGAAAUAUGUGAUAAAAAUGGAAUGGAAACGGUGGAGAUUCAAGGCGAAAAAGAAAACGAAGCCAUAGAUGAUUCUGACAAAAUCACCAUUAUAGAUCCAGACACUGAAGAAUUGGAUUUCAAUCAUUCGCGAGUGACAAAAUUGGAGAAUUUGGAGCCUUUGACGAAAAUUAAAAAACUAUGCUUCACAUGGAAUCUGAUAACGAAAAUAGAAAAUCUCAAUACUCUCGUUACACUUCAAGAAUUGGAAUUACGUGAUAAUCAAAUAACAGUUUUGGAGAAUUUGUCCGCUUUAGUCAAUUUGCAAGUUCUCGACUUAUCUUUCAAUCGCAUCAAAAAAAUCGAGGGUCUCGAUAAUUUGCUGAAUUUAAAUAAAUUAUUCCUCUCCUCGAAUAAAAUAUCACAGAUUGAAAAUAUUUCUCACUUGAAGAAUUUGACGACCUUAGAAUUAGGUGAUAAUAAAAUACGUGAAAUUGAGAAUUUAGAAGGUUUGGAGAAUCUUGUCAAUCUCUAUUUGGGUAAAAAUAAAAUCAGUAAAAUCCAAAAACUCGACACACUCGUUAAUCUUCAAUUAUUAAGUCUACAGAGUAAUCGAAUUACGCAAAUAGAAAAUUUAGCCGAACUGAAAAAUUUGGAUCAACUCUAUUUAUCGGAAAAUGGAAUCACUUUAAUCGAAGGUCUUGACAAUUGUCCAAAAUUGUUGACAUUGGAUUUAGCAAAUAAUAAAAUCAAGAAGAUUCAAAAUAUUGAUCAUCUCAAUGUCCUGGAAGAAUUUUGGGCGAACAAUAAUUUAAUAGAAGAUUGGCCAACGGUGGAGAAUUUGGCCAGUAACAAAUUAUUGCAAACGGUUUAUUUGGAGAAUAAUCCGAUUGCAAAGGAUUCGAAUUAUCGAAGGAAAAUUAAAUUAAUUUUACCCUGGUUAUCGCAACUGGAUGCAACUUUGUGCAGAUGAAUUAAUCAACAAUCUAACAGUUAAACAGAAAUUUCAAAGAUUAAUGUUCUUACAUUAAGAACACUUUCGUAAAAAUAUUGAAUGGACAGAAUUCAUCCGAUGUUAAGUGUUUUCCUUCGCAAAAAAAACCAACAAGUAACUCAUAUUUCAAUUUUUAACCAUAAAAAAAUAUUCAAUUUUACUGUGAAAAAAUUUAUACCUAUUGUAGAAAUAUAGUUCAAAAGCUCAAUAUAUUUCUGUCAUUUUAA